GUGGAUAUUGGGAUAAUGCGAGGGGGAAAAAAAAUAUGAAGAUAUGUACUGCCGCUCAUUUAAUUCUGCUUCAUUUUUUCCUCCUUCUUACGUCAUUACAAACAUGGACGUAAUUUCAAAGUUCAUAUAAAUGAGCAAUACAAAUAGCCCAUGCCAAACCCAUCGUGCGCAUAUGUAAAACAUAGAGUUCGCCAAUUUUCUGUGCAAGUGAACCAACUUUCCCGACAUUUGCCUUUUUUGAAGCCUUGCGCGAUUGAUUACCAGUUCUACAUUUGCGAACUCUCCCCUCAUUCCCUUUUUCAACUCUUCAAAAUGACAAAAUGAUUAGUAAUUUUCCAUCUGAUAAUAACCUUACAACAGAAGAAAACUUGGAACAUGACGAAGGAACGACGUCAACCGCUCUUUCGCAAAAGAAAAAAUUAACGAACAAGGAAAAGAAAAAACUGGAAUACGAAGAAAGAAUCAGGAAAAAAAGAGAAAAACAUUUAAAAAGAGUAAAAAAAAUAAUCACAAAAAGUAACCUGCCUUCGCUAAAUGGUCUAAAAAAUGAGCUGCUAAGGGACUGCCCCGCCACUACUCUGAGUGGGACAGACGAACCGGAGGAAGCUCUCCAGAAGGGGGAAAAUGACCAAAAUGUGGAAUCCCAAAAUGUGAAAUUCCAAGCGGAAACCCCCAAACGGGCCAACACAGAUCGAAUAAAAAAUCCAAAUGACCAUUCACAUGAGCCAGACGAAACGGGAGGUGAAGAAAACAAAUCACGUAGAAAAGAAAUCGAAAGGAUAAACAACAAAUACAAACAGCUCUGUUCUAUGGAAAAUGUGUCGAAGAAGAAACUGAUGAAAAAGCUAAAGUACAAACAAAAGCAGGACAAAGAAGCGGAAAAGGAAAAGUUGUUCAAAAAUAUAGAACAAUACAGGUUAAACAGGAACCAGCGAAAUUUUAUCAUUCAAUUUGACGCAAAGAAAAAGAGCCAAAAUCAGGAAAAUCUAGAAAAACUGUUUCAGACUUAUGAAGAAAUGAAGAUCGAUUUACCAAAUAAUUUGAAGGUUAUAAAGAACAAGCUAGAAAAAAAAAAAAAAAAAUUUUUGGAAAGCAAAAAAAGAAACCAAGAAUUUGCCACUUUUCAACAUGGCGCAGGGGGAAAGAAGCCCAAAGUGUCAAAAGAGGAGCACCAUCAUGCUGACGUAAAUCAGAAUGGUGAUCUGAUUCCCAGUGAAGGAGACGAUACUAACGAUGAGAUAGUGACAAACGGUUGUUCAGCACAAAAUGGAAGAAAUGGCAGCGAAGGAGUCGGGGAAACUAAGUGCAAGCAUGUGCUUAACACAGGGAGUGACCUUGCUGAAAAUGACCAUCUUGAUGGUGAGCACCCAGUGACGCCUCUCCUGAUGGUGAGCAGCCCAGUGACGCCUCUCCUGAUGGUGAGCAGCCCGGUGAUGCUUCCCCUGAUGAAGGGCAUUCCGGUGACGCCUCCCCUGGUAGGGACACACCGGACCGCGCGAACCACCGUGGGGAAGGAGAGAAAAGAAAAAUCGCCUACCAAAGAGUCAGCAUAAAUCGAAAGGAAGGCAUAGAGAAAAUGAGACAGGCGCUGCCCGUCUUGGGGUACGAACAAGAAAUUAUCGAAGCGAUCCUAAAUUACGACGUUGUGUUUAUAAGUGGAGAUACAGGGUGCGGAAAAUCCACACAAAUUCCCCAGUUUGUUUAUGAGCACGGGUUAUGCACAGAUAACUACCUCAUCGGUGUGACAGAACCGAGAAAAAUAGCUGUAAGAAGCAUUUCGAAUAGGUUAAACGAAGAACUCAACGUUGAAGAUGUAGCUGGGUAUCAAAUAAGAUUCGAAAAAUCGCAUUUUUUAAAAAACAGUAAAAUAAAAGUUAUGACGGAAGGUAUACUACUAAGAGAAAUUAUGAACGACUUUAUUUUGUCAAAAUAUGCUGUUAUCAUCCUAGACGAAGCCCAUGAGAGAAGCAUAAACAUGGAUUUAAUUUUAGGCCUCCUUUCCAUCAUCUGCAAAAUUAGAAAAAACAAUUAUUUCGCAUACAAAUCGAAUGUCAUCCCAAUUAAAGUCAUCAUUAUGUCUGCAACUAUUAAUGAUACCCACUUUUUUGAAAAUAAAAUUUUUACAAAUUAUACCUCCAUCAACAUUCCAACGGAAAAAGUACCCGUGGUGGAUCACUUCCUCUCCUACACCCCUCAAAACUAUGUUGAAGAAGCCAAAAAAAAAGUUAUACAAAUUCAUAAGAGGCUACCACCUGGUAGCAUCCUAGUGUUCUUAACAAGUCAGGAAGAAAUUUAUCGUCUAUAUAAUUUACUCAACAAUUUGAAAAUGUCCGAAAAAAAUACGCAAGUGGGAGAUGAAGAAAGAACACACACGAUUGAACUUACUAGUGAGGAAGCGAACAAAGCGCAGAACGAAAAUGUAAAUUCUUUUGACCUAAGUGAGGACGAAAAAAACGCGAAUGAUAAUAAGUACAGUUUUUUUCUCCGAUCAGCGGAUGAAGAUAAGGAAAAGCGAAUUAUAUUUGAGGCAUCCGACAGUGACGACGAGGAUGCUCCCUUGCACAGCGCCCUGUCGGUAAGCGCACCUGACCCGGCCGAGCAAAAUGAGCCAAUUGACCAAACUGACCAAGCUGAUCACACUGAGCAGCGUGAAAAUGAUGCCGAUGAGCAUGAAGAAAAUUGCAGCUUAUUGAACAAUCCCAGCAGUGCAGAAGCGAACCUAACGGAUAGCAACGCAGAAACAAACGGCUUGGGAAAAACGGAGAACGGGAAUGACACCCCCUGCUGUGGGAGCAGUCAGACUGAAGAAGGUGAGGUUGGCGAAGGAGGCCCCCCUUCGGAGGGGCACACCAAGGGGGAUAACCAUUAUGGUGAAGAUAUCCAAAAUGGGGAUGAACUGUCGGAGGAUAGUCAAUCAUCUAGUGAACACACGCAGGACAACCAACCGGAUGAUGAACAAACGGAAGGACAGCCCAACGAACACACAGUAAACGGAAAAGCGAAAAAACAAAAGAACAAACAAGAAUCAAGCAUUUGGAAGGGAAGUGACGGGUCAGGAAGACUAAAAGUUUUUAAACUCUUUGCAAAUCUGCCGAUGAAGGAACAAUUAAGUUUAUUUAACAACCCUAGGGAUGAUGAGCGAGUCUGCAUUCUAAGCACAAACAUAGCAGAGACGUCUAUCACCCUGCCAAACAUCCGCUACGUAGUGGACUGCGGAAAGGAAAAGAGAAAAAUUUACUCAACGUUGAACGAUUAUUCCUACUACGUUAUUGAUAACAUAAGUAAAAGCUCUUCAAUCCAAAGAAAAGGAAGAGCAGGUCGAAUCUUACAUUUAUUAAAAAAAAAUAAAAAAAAUAAAAAGAAAAUCGAAACGGAAAAGGGACAUGUGUACAAAUUAUAUUCAUCAAAUUAUUACAACUAUUUUUUCAAAAACGAUAAUGAUUACCCAAUUUUGAACUACCCCCUUGACUCCCUAAUUUUAUACCUGCUAAGUUUUAAAAUAAAAAAUGUAGAACAUUUCCCCUUUAUUAAUAAGCCAGAAAAGUGUAAAUUUCAGGAGGCCCAAAAAAGAUUAAUUUAUCUUAACUGCAUCUAUUUUGGCUACCAAGAUGUUCAGUUCCUUUUUAAAAACCUAAAUGAUAAAAUGGCCUCAAAAAAAAGUAUCCAAAAUCAUAUUAACAUGUUUAACUCGAAGCGUAAAAGCGGAAUUACCCCAAGUGGCAGUUUCGUCCUGUCCCUACCGAUAAGCACAAGAUAUGCCAAAAUUUUAACCGACGUGUGCCUAAAAUCGUUAGCGAUUAAUCACACCAGUUCAAUCCCGUUAGCCUGUCUCCUAGUCUCGUGUUUAUAUUUGGAGUCCAUUUUUUCGUACGACUACAAGCUGAAGGCCAAGUACGGCAAAGGGGGCAAAAAAAGGAAAAACGCCCCGAAUGGAAACAGAGCGAGCAGUGGUGGCCAAACGAAGGGUAGCAACCAACCGAACGGUAGUAACCAACCGAAUGGUAAUGACACCCUCAGCAGACGUAACUACAAUUUGGCAAGCUUAAUUUUUAAAAAGAACGACGAAAAUGAGAACCAAAGUGAUGUGAAUAGUUGCUCCUCUGGCGAUGUACCCUCCGAUGAAUUGCUCUCAUCGGAGGGAAGUUCCCCAAACAGCGAUGCAAAUGACAACACCCUUGAUGACUUUAAAUUAAGAUUCGAUAACGACAUUGACUUUUACCUGAACGUGUGUACCUCCUUUUAUUUUUCAAAGGACAAAAAUCAUUUCUGUUCUAGCAUGCACUUGGACAAGAAAAAAAUGGAAGAACUGCUCAAAUUGUCUAACCAUUUAAUAAAAAUAAUAAAUCACAAAUUUAACAAAAAUAUCAAUUUUGACCUUUUGGAAAAGAACCCAUCAGACUUAUCCAAAAAAAUAAUUCACUACGCAGUCAUCCAGGGAUUUAUAGACCACCUAGCCAUUCGCUCCGACUUAAUACAUAACGAGUACACGAGAAACUCCAAUUUAAACUUUAACACCAAGAGGGCCUACUUCUCCCAAAAUAUGAACACUCCAAUAUAUAUAAACUCGGCGUCGCUGUUGUAUAAAAAUAGGCCGUACCCAAAAUACGUCCUGUACAAUUACAUAAUGAAGAACGCAAAGUCGUACGUCAUGUUCGACUGCCUAAGUGUAAACGAAUCAGAUUUAGGAAAAAUAACCAACGUGUGUAUUUUCAUUAACGAAUAUGAAAAGAUACCACCGGCUAAAUAUGACAUGCGGAAGGACAAAAUCGUCGUUUGCGUGAAGCCCUUGUAUUUGCCCUAUUCUCAUUAUCUACCCAUGACGACAAAAGAGUUAAAUGAAAACGGUUUGUUAUUUUACAACUACCUUGCUUUGUUCAUAUUAGACGGGUCCAUGUUUCCAAAAAUGUCCUCAUUUCAUGUGUUUUACGCCCAUUCGGCUAAUGACAUUAUCGCGUGCAGCAGCCAGCCUGUUAAGCAGUUCGUAGAUGCGCUGAGGGAGGCAAGAAUAAGCAGUAGGUCGACCCUAAUUAACAAGUGGAAAAGCCAAAAGGAUUUUUUAAAGCAAGAAUUCGUAUCCCUGAUUGGAAAGAAACUUAACAAGUAUAAUGAGCAGCUCAUCGAUAAAAUGUGGCCGCCCCUAAACUGAACUGAAUAUGUGCAUAGAGACACACGCGAAUGUGCUUAUCAGAAGCAGUGGUUCCUUUGAAAGCUCUAAAGGAUUUUAUUACGCCCACGCUGAUUCCACAUGGAAAAUGAAUUUGUAAAAGGUGGAACUGGGGAAGGGGGGAAAAACACACAUUUGUUAUACGAAGCACAUUUACCAUUGUUAUAGACCAUUUUUUUCGCCGCAUAGCCGUUUUGUCGUAAAAUAGUUAAAACCUCCCCCUUUUUUAACAGAUGCCAUUUUACCAUCGUUUUCAUGUGGGGCCCUCCUCCCCUCCUUUGUAAUUCAAAAAUGAAACAUUUCCCACCCACCCCGCGUAUUCCAUUUUUCGCAUUUUUUAAAGUGCACACAAAAUAGUUGCAUAGGAUGUGCUAAAUGUAACACUUUUCACUUUUUUUUAAACAUGCUUGGAUGGCUCCACUGCGAUAGUUCCAACUCACUUCUUUGAUUUGAUAAUCUUUAAAAUGUUU
Molecule: messenger RNA, 5634 nt
Organism: Plasmodium vivax (malaria parasite P. vivax)
Lineage: Eukaryota; Apicomplexa; Aconoidasida; Haemosporida; Plasmodiidae
Product: RNA helicase, putative
Exons: 4
Coding region: 1577-5146 (1189 amino acids)
Biological process (GO): maturation of SSU-rRNA from tricistronic rRNA transcript (SSU-rRNA, 5.8S rRNA, LSU-rRNA)
Cellular component (GO): intracellular anatomical structure; nucleolus
Molecular function (GO): RNA binding; ATP binding
Source: RefSeq, a predicted model, not a curated record